Messenger RNA from Carassius auratus (goldfish), 1651 nucleotides. Its product is annotated as transmembrane protein 87A-like. Gene Ontology annotation, cellular component: Golgi apparatus; membrane. Gene Ontology annotation, biological process: retrograde transport, endosome to Golgi. Lineage: Eukaryota; Metazoa; Chordata; Actinopteri; Cypriniformes; Cyprinidae. The record is from RefSeq and is a predicted model, not a curated record.
AAACCCCCAAAUUCACAAAGCAGGAAGAAGGAGGGUUGCAGUGAACACAGAUGGGGAAAAAAAAAAUGUUAAAGCAACAAAUUCAACGAGUGCUCCAAAAAGCAAAGACACUUCAACAGUGGAGACCUCUCAAAAACAAUCUAAAUCAGACACUGCAGUGGCACAAACCUGGGAAGACAGUCCCUAUAUGUUCAUCAUCAAAAUUGAGGCAAAUCAUCCACCUGCCAAAGAAAACAAAAUCAAGAAUUAAAUUGGAGGUCAGGAUGCACGGCGCCUAUCAAUACAUCUCAGCAUCCGAAUGGCCAUUGAUGAUUUUCUACAUGGUGAUGUGCAUCAUCUAUGUGAUUAUGGGAGUGCUGUGGUUGGCUCUCUCUGCGUGUUACUGGAGAGACCUGCUUCGGAUUCAGUUUUGGAUUGGAGGAGUGAUCUUCCUUGGCAUGUUUGAGAAGGCAGUAUACUAUGCAGAGUUCCAGAGCAUCCGUUAUGAUGGCCACUCAGUUCAAGGUGCAGUGCUGUUUGCAGAGGUGCUUUCAGCUGUAAAAAGAACCCUGGCUCGAGUGCUGGUCAUCAUUGCUAGUCUUGGAUAUGGCAUAGUCAAACCAAGACUAGGAGCAUUGCUGCACAGGGUGGUGGGGGUAGGACUGCUCUACCUUAUCUUCUCCAUCAUAGAAGGAGUACUGAGAGUCAACACGGCUGAAGAUGAUCUGGUGUUGCUUGCUGCCAUCCCCUUGGCUGUUCUCGACUCUACCCUCUGCUGGUGGAUCUUCAUUAGCCUGGCCCAAACGAUGAAGCUCCUUCGGCUGAGGAGAAAUGUGGUCAAGCUGUCCCUUUACCGCCACUUCACCAACACUCUCGUAUUUGCUGUCAUUGCUUCUGUUAUAUUUAUUGUGUGGACAACGAAGACUUUCAAGUUAUCCAAGUGCCAAUCUGACUGGAGAGAGCUGUGGAUAGAUGAUGCUUUCUGGCGCUUCCUGUUCUCUAGCAUCCUGCUUGUCAUCAUGUUCUUAUGGAGGCCAUCAGCCAACAACCAGAGGUAUGCCUUCAGUCCACUGGUGGAUGAGAUUAGUGAGGAAGAAGAGGAGCAGCUAAUGAAUGAAGCCUUCGAGGGUGUGAAAAUUAGAGGGAUGAAACCAGAGACCAAUGGAAGUGCAAAACCCGGCAAAGUGGAUGAAGAUCUAAAAUGGGUUGAGGAGAACAUUCCCUCAUCAAUGGCUGAUGUCGCACUGCCACCACUGCUAGACUCAGACGAGGAGAUCAUGACUACAAAAUUUGAGAUGUCCAAAAUGGAGUAGAUCUAUGAAGAUCUAUGUAAUGUAUAUAAUGUGUGUACUACAAUGCACAACUGCUUUAUCCCAAAACAUGAGCUUUUCAUAAACAACAUCUGUAAAUAUGUGGGAUGAUGAGGGUACUUCACAAAAGGACUUUUAUUUUAUUUUUAAUUGCUUGUUUGUAUUUGUAUUUACUCAGAUAAUAUGGUGUAAGAGUUUCUUAAGCCUAAACUGUAAAUUGCCUUUGACUGUUGUUUAUAUAUCUACAGUACAAAAUGUGAUUAAAACACGUUAGUUUGUGCAUUGUGCUUUUUCACUAAGAGGCUUUUGCACAACAAUCCUCUUAUUAAUUACAUAAAGAUGGGAAAACAUGUAAGAUAAAA